CAAUUCCAUUGGGAUUGGGGAGGAGAGAAAAGAUUGUGUUUUGACGAUAAUGAAGAGAUGGAAAAAUGAAAUGAGAGGCCUGAGAUCGAGAUCUCUUCUGUAAGAGGCCAAAGCCACCUUAUCCACAGCCUCGCAAUGCCACCUCAUCCAAAAUUGGAGCCUCACGUUUCUAUAUUACCGAUUUAUCACCAACAGUGUCCUACUUCUACUCUUAUCACAACCAUCUGUCCCCUGUAUCUCCCAUGUCUUACUCUGCUAAUAAUUCUCAUGUCUGAAUCCCUGUUUGCUUAGCAGGCUUAGGAGGAAAAUUCAUUUUUUGCUUCUUUUUUUUGGUUCUUUCUGUUUUUUUUUCGUGAGAGGUUUAAAGCUUUUGGUUGCCCGGAUUGUUGCUACUGUGUUUCAAGGCUUGUUCUUUAGUGUCUGUUUUCUUUUGUGGAGAGAUUUGAGUCUGCAAAUUAGCUUUGCAACUUCCCUGCCUGAAGACUGGUGUUUGUGGGAGAUAUUUAAGUAGGAAGAGUGUUAGUAUUGCAGAGGAAAAGGAUUGUUUAUUUAUAAAGAGGUGUUUUGGAGUACAAAAUUUGGGAUUGAGGCGAAUGCGGUAUGGCCCCCCGGACUGGCCGUGCUAAGCCACAUAAGGCCAAAGGCGAAAAGAAGAAGAAGGAAGAGAAGAUUCUUCCCACUGUCCUGGACAUUACAGUCAACACUCCAGAUGAGUCUCAAAUCAUCUUAAAGGGAAUUUCCACAGACCGCAUUCUUGAUGUACGCCGAUUGUUAGCGGUGAAUGUGGAAACAUGCCAUCUGACUAACUAUUCUUUGUCCCAUGAGGUUCGUGGCGACAAGCUGAAGGAUUCGUUGGAUGUUGUGACCUUGAAGCCUUGUGUCCUUACCAUUGUGGAGGAGGACUAUACCGAAGAGGAUGCUAUUGCACAUGUUAGAAGGUUACUAGACAUUGUGGCAUGCACGACAUGCUUUGGAUCUUCAGGAAAGCAAAUGGAGCCAAGGUCCGGGCAGGGAGGUGUAAAAGAAUCAGCUCACUCAACAACAGAUACAGAGCAGGCCAAUGAAACUUCCGUUAAAAAAUGCUCCAGUAAUAAAGAAAGAAAAGAACUAAAUAAGGAUGGAAAAGUAGAAUCUGACGACAAAUCAGAGCUUCCCCAAAAAGUUGAAGGCAAUCUUGACUCUACCAUAAAAGAUGAUGGAGGAGAAAAGAAAUCAAAUAAUGUUGUCAAAGGAAGUAACAUGUCCUUGAAAGAAGGGAAAUCUGAGGCUGUUGCAGCUAUGGAUGCUGCCAAAGAGGCAACAGAGAAAGGGGAUAUGACAGGAAUGUGCCCUCCUUCUAAGCUUGGCCAGUUUUAUGAGUUCUUCUCAUUCUCACAUCUCGUGCCCCCUAUUCAAUUUAUAAGGAAGUCCACAAGGCAAUCUGUUGAAGAAAAACGUUCUGAAGGAGAAUUUUUUUCAAUAGAUGUGAAGUUUUGCAAUGGGAAGAUGGUGACUGCAACAGCAUGCACCAAAGGUUUUUAUAGUCAUGGAAAGCAACUUGUCCAAAGUCAUACACUUGUCAACUUGCUACAACAACUGAGCAGGGCUUUUACUAAUGCUUAUGAUUGUCUAAUGAAGGCCUUUUCCGAGCGUAAUAAGUUUGGAAACCUUCCAUAUGGAUUUCGUGCAAACACAUGGGUUGUCCCACCCAUGGUUGCUGAUUCACCAUCUGUUUUCCCACCUCUACCAGUGGAGGAUGAGAGCUGGGGUGGCAAUGGUGGGGGCCAAGGAAGGGAUGGGAAGAGUGAUUUAAGGCCCUGGGCAACAGAAUUUUCCAUUCUAGCAGCGAUGCCAUGCAAAACUGUGGAGGAAAGACAAGUUAGGGAUCGGAAAGUGUUUCUACUUCAUAGUUUAUUUGUUGAUGUUGCCAUCAUCAAAGCUGUAGCUGCCAUUCAGCACGUUAUUGAUAGGCACAAAAUUUUAGAUCAAACAAAAUAUCAAGAUCCCACCAGAAUAUUGCAUGAGGAAACUGUUGGAGACUUGAAGAUAAUGGUCACAAGAGAUGUUCCAGAUGCAAGCAGAAAACUAGAUAAAAAGAUUGAUGGUAGCCAAGCCCCAGGAAUGUCUUCUAGGGAACUUGCAGAAAGAAAUUUGUUAAAAGGAAUAACUGCAGAUGAGAGUACAACUGUGCAUGAUACUGCCACUUUAGGAGUCGUUAUUGUUAAACAUUGUGGCUAUACAGCAGUGGUGAAAGUUUUUGGCGAUGUAGAAAAAGGAGUGGAAUCUCUAUCCCGGGAAAUUGACAUUGAGGAUCAGCCUGAAGGGGGUGCUAAUGCUCUAAAUGUCAGUAGUUUAAGAACCCUUCUACACAAGGGAGCCCCCCGUGUACAGUCAAAUUCAGCAAUGCACCAAUGCAAUGGUUCUGAAUCUGAGGAUAUGCAAUCAGCAAGAACUUUGGUCCAGAAAGUUUUAGAAGAUAGUUUACUUAAACUGCAGGAAGAACAAACUGAUCAUAGAAGGUUCAUUAGAUGGGAGCUUGGAGCAUGCUGGGUGCAACACCUACAGAACCAACCAACAUCAGAAAAAAAUGAGACAAAAUCUAGUGAGGAAAGCAAAAAUGAACCUGUCAUUAAGGGACUUGGGAAACAUGGAUUGCUAAAAGAGAUAAAAAAGAAAACAACAGAUGACAAGAAUAAUAAAGCUGAAUCAGACAAGAUAAAAUCUCUUGACAUCUCAGCUGGUAAUGAAAUUGAGAACAAAAGGCAGGUUACAGAAAUAGCUUGUGACCGUGAAGCACAAAAAGAAGAAAUAGAAAAUGAACUACCACUGAAAAAAUUGCUUCCAGAAGCUGCAUUUAUGCGGUUAAAAGAAUCUGAAACUGGCCUCCAUUGCAAGUCUCUGGAUGAUCUUAUUGAGAUGGCUCAGAAAUACUACAAUGAUGUUGCGCUACCAAAACUGGUAGCAGACUUUGGCUCAUUAGAACUGUCACCAGUGGAUGGGCGGACAUUGACUGAUUUUAUGCAUACACGAGGGUUGCAGAUGCAUUCUUUAGGCCGUGUGGUUGAACUUGCAGACAAACUUCCUCAUGUGCAAUCACUUUGCAUUCAUGAAAUGGUGGUUCGUGCCUUUAAGCACAUAUUAGAAGCAGUAGUUGCUUCUGUUGAAAGCACUUCAGAUUUGGCUGCAGCCAUUGCUGCAGCUUUGAAUAUAAUGCUUGGAACACCAUCAAAAGAAAACAGUGAUACUAAUAGUGUAGAUCUCUUUAAAUGGGAAUGGAUUGAAUUGUUUUUGAACAAGAGAUUUGGAUGGAAAAUGAAUAAUUCACAUCGCCAGGAUUUGAGAAAGUGUGCAAUUUUACGGGGAAUUUGCCAUAAGGUGGGACUUGAGCUGGCUCCUAGAGAUUAUGAUGUGGACAGCCCAAAUCCAUUUAGGAAUAUGGACAUCAUAAGCAUGGUACCUGUCUAUAAGCAAGUAGCAUGCUCAUCUGCAGAUGGUCGGACAUUGUUAGAAUCAUCAAAAACUGCUUUGGACAAGGGAAAACUUGAUGAAGCUGUCAACUAUGGGACCAAGGCUUUGGCAAAGCUGGUUGCAGUUUGUGGUCCUUACCAUCGAAUGACAGCUGGAGCAUACAGCUUACUGGCUGUUGUAUUAUAUCAUACAGGGGAUUUCAAUCAGGCUAUGAUAUAUCAGCAAAAGGCUUUGGAUAUCAAUGAGAGGGAGCUUGGCCUUGACCAUCCAGAUACCAUGAAAAGUUAUGGCGACCUUGCUGUAUUCUAUUAUCGGCUUCAACACACUGAAUUGGCACUGAAAUACGUCAAUCGUGCAUUGUAUCUUUUGCACCUAACAUGUGGACCAUCACACCCAAACACUGCUGCAACGUACAUUAAUGUUGCUAUGAUGGAAGAAGGUCUGGGAAAUAUCCAUGUAGCUCUAAGAUAUUUGCAUGAAGCCUUAAAAUGCAAUCAAAGACUGCUUGGAGCAGAUCAUAUACAGACUGCCGCUAGCUAUCAUGCAAUUGCUAUUGCUCUUUCAUUAAUGGAAGCAUAUUCUUUAAGUGUUCAGCAUGAGCAGACAACUUUGCAAAUUUUACAAGCAAAGCUUGGCUCCGAAGAUUUACGUACGCAGGAUGCUGCUGCAUGGCUGGACUAUUUUGACUCAAAGGCCUUGGAGCAGCAAGAAGCUGCACGUAAUGGUACUCCAAAACCAGAUGCAUCCAUAGCCAGUAAAGGCCAUCUUAGUGUAUCCGACCUGCUGGAUUUUAUAAAUCCAAAUGCAGAGAUGAAAGAUAAAAAGAAGCAAUCUCGUAUCAAGUUAAGAAGUAAACCUGCCCAAACCCAAUGGAGCACAGAGAUGGAUGAUUUUACAAAAGAAAUUCAACUUUCCCCGACUUAUGAUAUUCAGAAACAACUUUCAGAACCAGAACAGAGUGGAGAACCAACUAUAAGCACUAAUGUCCCUACUAAAUCAAAAGAUGACAUAACUGGACUGGAUGUAGAAGGCCAGACACCUGCCUCUGAAGUUUCAGCAGCUGAAAGCAUGGAGGAAGAAGGAUGGCAAGAGGCUGUUCCAAGAGGCCGAUCUAGCAAUGCAGGAGGUCGUAAAUUUGGCAUAAAAAAGCCAAAUCUUACAAGAUUGAACACUAAUAUGUCAAACAACACAUUGAAUAGCCCAGAACCUGCACAUAAUAGAAUAAACAACAAUAACACAAAUGACAGCGUAUCAGCUUCUAAAAGGAAAAUCAUGUCUUCUGGAGCAAAUAAUAAUUUUACAUCAAGAAAUGUUUCUGCAGAUUCAGUGGCCUCAAGAAAACUGGUAAAGGCUUCAACUUUUAAUGGCAGACCCAUGCCAUCCAUCAAGCCUGGUAUAGGAACAGACAACUUCGGUACUUCACAAUUGAUAACAAGCAGCCCCAAAUCCUCACCUACUACUCCUGGUGUUACAAAUCCAUCAAAAGUAAGCAAUGACACAGAGGGAAAGCAUGUGCCUAAACCAACUCGACAAACAACUCCACUGAAAACAGCAAUUCCUGUUUAUAAUAAAAUUCCAUUGACUACAACAGCAACAAACUCAUCAAGUGCUAUUGUAGCUGCUAUUCCUGGGAAAACUCCUUCAUACAAAGAAGUAGCUUUAGCACCUCCUGGAACUAUAGUAAAAGCAACACUGGAUACAGCCAAACAGGAUGCCCCAGAUGCUCCUCAAGAUGAUACAGAAAUGCAGACUGAAAAAGAAUCCAGAGUAGAAAAGGAACAAGAGGUAGUUAUCAAGGAAGAGGAGAAGUUGAAAACAGAGCCUGUGGCCGAGAAAGAUGAGUACAUAUGUACAUGUAGAGCAAAGAAGGGUGUAGAAAUUAUAAAACAAGAAAUAACUAUAGAGAAAACCAGUCAGAUAGAACCAGUGGAACUUGAACAAGUAAAAUCAGAAAUGAAAAUGACUAACUCAAACAAUGAAAUUGAGGCAACUGAUAGUUCAGUCCAAUCUUUAGAAGAGGAAAAGCUUUGUCCAAAUGUAGGUUCUAUUUCAUCCUCUGAAAACGUAAAUUGUACCGAACAGGUGACAUCUGGCAGAGAUGUUGAAACGCCUACUUCCCCCAAAAACGGGGAUUCCGAGGAAUCUCCUAAAAAUUCUGCUUCUCAAGAAAAGACACAAAUUGAUUUUAACAGUGCUGGCAAUAGUUCUGCGGAUCCAGAGAUCUUGAAGGUGGAUGAAGAAGAAAAGGUGCUUGUAUCAGAAGGAGGUCAUUCUGGAGAAUUAACUGUUACAAGUCCUCAAGAAUCUAGCAAAAAACUUUCUGCAGCUGCUCCACCAUUCAAUCCAGGCAUGUCACCACCUAUACUCCCAAUUUUUGGGCCAAUUGCUGUUACACCAUUCAAAGAUGGAAGAGCUGCUGAUACAGGUGGAAUUUUACCUUAUCCCACCAUACCUCCUGUUAACAACACCAUGGCAGCCGUUACACCUAUCCGUAAAUCACCUCAUCAGUCUCCAGCAGCAAGAGUACCUUACGGCCCUCGUUUGGCAGGAUACAACAGAACACUCCCCCGUGCUCCUCGCGGGAAGCAAGCUACAACCACUUCAAAUGGUGAUCAAAACUGUCAUAAUGUUCCUUGCAGUAUGAACCCUAAUGCUGUUGAAUUUGUACCUGGAAAAGCUUGGCAAUCCUCCAAUUCUGUGUCUCCUCUUGCCUCACCAGUACAUACCAACUCCGGUGAGGAUGAUAUAGAAGUUCAAUCUGAUGGGAAUGAAAAGUCUUCAAUGUCUGAGCCCAUAACAGUUGAUGAUGUCCCAGAAGAAGUGGUUUCAACUAUGGUGGAAGAGAUGGCUAUUCCCGAACAAAAAAUGCCAGAAACGGCUUCAGACACUACAAUCUCAAUUGAAAAAAAUGAAAUCGCUCUCAUAAAUAAUCAAGUAAGUGAAGCACAGCAGGCCAAUUCAUCAGAAGCUUACUCCAGUCAAGAUGAAAUCAAUAAACAGCAAGAUUCAAGUGCUGCUCAAAAUUCAGCAGCAGAUGAGGAUAAUUUUCAAGAUUCUGGAAUUGAGCAGCCUGUGUGUAAAAGCUCAAAGACCAUUUCAUCUAAGCCCUGGGCAGACUAUGCUAGCAGCGAAAGUGAAACUGAGGCCGAUGAUGCUACUGCUGCUGAUGCUGCUUUGGAUGCUGUUGAAGGUGACAGUGCGAUAGUUGCCAUUGUCUACACACCGAAGGGAAGGCAUGAUAUGGGUACAGAUGAAGCCUCAGCCAACAUCCACUUUGAAAGUUCCCACUAUUCUAACGGUCAAAUUACUGAACAGAUGAAUCAAUAUGAUCAUAAGGAUGAUGAUGGACAACGACCAGAUGAAGAGCAUCUGCCCGAAAAUGGACACACAAUGAGUGAAUGCUCUGAGGGCAGCGACAGUGGUAGUGGAGAAGCUGGUGCCAAUGGAAAACAGAGCGAUGGGGACAGAGAUGGCUUCACUCUAGUGACCAACAAGAGGAGAAAUUAUAGGAACCAUCAAUUAAAGACCUCAAAGAAUGAUUCUUUUUACAGAAGGAAGACGACAGAAGCCCCAGGAAACCAUACAAAUGGAGAACCUCUUACAGCUCCCUUGGUCAGUCCCUAGUUAAUGUUGAGUAGCCUAUUUUUGCCUGCAACGUUCCACAAACUGAGACUUUCCGCAAUAGCUGUCGAUUCCUUGGGAUAACCCCGGUUGCAGUGACUAUAAAUAAGUUCCUUAACAGAAAAACGAGGAUAACUUUAAGUAAUCAUGGUCAGAGAACAUUUUCUAUAUUUUAUGCAUAAGAGUAAGUCAGAAACCUGUUUAAAAGUUUUGUGGAAUGAGUCAUAGCAGGCAUGUACUUGUUCAUUCUUUAUAGCAUGCUGUGAAGAAACCUCCUCAGAGUCCACUUCUUGUCCAAUGGAGAUGCAAAUCUUAGUCCCAAGGAUCGAAAGAACUAGACGAGCAUUGUUUACUGUAGAAAGCUUUCAAUUGCCAAUAUAUCAGGAAUUAAGGAGGUUAUUUUUUUAAAACAGUA
Messenger RNA from Cryptomeria japonica (Japanese cedar), 7483 nucleotides. RefSeq names its product protein REDUCED CHLOROPLAST COVERAGE 2. The coding region runs from base 601 to 7071 and encodes 2156 amino acids. Gene Ontology annotation, cellular component: cytoplasm. Gene Ontology annotation, molecular function: protein binding. The record is from RefSeq and is a predicted model, not a curated record. Gene Ontology annotation, biological process: organelle organization. NCBI's taxonomy places the organism in Eukaryota, Viridiplantae, Streptophyta, Pinopsida, Cupressales, Cupressaceae. The transcript is spliced from 23 exons.